This is a messenger RNA of Cajanus cajan (pigeon pea), 2656 nucleotides long. Its product is annotated as protein LNK1. Lineage: Eukaryota; Viridiplantae; Streptophyta; Magnoliopsida; Fabales; Fabaceae. Gene Ontology annotation, biological process: regulation of DNA-templated transcription; circadian rhythm. The record is from RefSeq and is a predicted model, not a curated record.
AGAAAAUUCUGCGGGCAAGUACAAGUUGGAUAGUAAAGAAGGGUCUGGAAAGGAAUCUCUGAAGAACGAACGAACGAGCGCACGCUCUCCAUUUCAAUCUCUUCCUCUUUCACACACCUUUUCUUUCUCUUCGUGUUCCCUAAUUUCGAUCCUCUGAUAUAGGGGGAUUGACAUUGGCAAUUUCUGAUGGAUAUUGAUGCUCAUAUGCUGUCUGUGAUGUGGUGGUGGUGAUACCAGUGCCUAUUGGCUAUCUUAAGACUCUCAACAUGCUAGCUAUUGUGUUAAAGUUAACCCAACAUUCAGAAUACACUGAUGCUUGCUAUAUAAUUAAAGAAACAUGACAUUGGAUCAACCAGUUACAUUUAUCUUUAAUGGAGGAUAAGAAGUCUAAGAGGAAUAGCAGACAUCUGUAUGUAAGAGCCUGAAGAUAAUGUGUGGAAUGGGUUUGGUGAAAAAGAUGAUCAUAUAGUGCCCCGUGCUGGUGACAAACAUAAUAACCAGUUUAUAAUACAGGGAGAUAGCUGAAGGGACUCAUUGCAAGAAUUACGUGUCAUAAGAAAUACUGAUUAUGUGAAUAGAUAUGGUACACAAGGUAAAGAGGAAUUAUACUUAGAAAAUAUGACCCAAAAAGAAAGAAUGCUGGAAAAGGAUUCAUGGUCUCACACACCUGAAGGUGUGUUUUCUUCAUGUGGUAGUGACUCGAGGAAAGAAGCCAAUAGGCUAACAUUAGAUGACACAGGCAUGCCCAAUCAUUGCUUCAAGAGCAGCAAUUUAGAUUCCGGUGGUUGCGAGCUCUGUGCAGAUGAUUCUAUCUUGGGAGACAAGUGUGUGGUGGAAGAUGACAGUGUCUGUCAAUAUCCAAUCAAUCACAUAUCCCAAGCUGACAAUGAACUCAGUUUUCUUGAUAAUGAUGGGUGGCUGGAUAUAGGAAACUUUGAAGACGUUGACCGGAUAUUAAGUUGUGAUUUAACAUUUGGAACUGGAAGCCUCAAUAAUGAUGAGGAGUUCUGCUGGCUCUCAUCUUCUCACGGGGUUGAAGAUUCUGAUGAUGCUUUGAAGUCUGACUUCAAGUUUUCAUAUGCAGAAUUGAGUCCAUUGAAAAGUAUAUCAGAUUAUAAUAUGGAUUCCAAGGAAAAUAUUGUAGGUCUUCCAAUCAAUGAUUCCAACAAAAGAUCAUCUCCUGUUGAUGAAAAAAUCAGGUCGCAAAUGGAUGUUAUUGAUGAUAGUGUCCUUGCUUCAUUAUCAAUGUUAAGUGAGAGUGAGUCAGACAUGAAAUCUGGUAAUAUAGUUGACCCACUUCCCAAAGAAAAGCUGCAGAGGAAGCUGCCAAAGGCAUCAGCAGGACCGCGGAAAAAUGGUUACCUAGAAAAUGGUGGUUCUGUUCAUCCUUAUGCUCCUCCAGAGCAAAAUGCAGAUACAAAGCAACCCUUUGGAGCCUCUUCCAGUGGGGUUACUUCUCUUGAUAGCAUCCAGAAACAUAAGCUGAACAUAGAUUCUGAUUCUUUAGGCUGUGUGCAGACACAAAUUCCUACAACACACCCGGACUAUAGUCAUACUCCAAAUCACACUUCCCUCUUUCCAACUAUGUCUGGAUCAAGACUUGAGCAUGAUGGACAUCUGUCUCCUUCUCUUAAAGAAUCAUCUUAUGCGUCAAACAUGGAGAGUUCUCUUGGUCAUUCUUUGGAGGCUUCUGCCUUGCAAACAAAUGAGAAUAGAGAAAAGUUGCAUCAUUGCUGUGAUGGACUGCUGUUAAGUAGUAGUUUCAAAAAUGAAAACAUGCCAAAUCAAAUGCCAUUUUGCAGUCCAGGUUCAGCUCAGCAAGUAGGUCAUCAGUUUGAAAAUGAAAAUGAAGGUCAUAGUGAAGUCCAAGGAGUUACCGUAGGCUUAUCACCAGAAAUAGAUUCAUCAACAAUGCAGGAAAGCUCAUCCAUGGGCUCUGCUCUGGACCAAACCACCCUUGAAGCUACUAGCUUUUGCCACCUGCAACAGAUCAUGGAUCAGCUGGAUAUUAAAACCAAGUUGUGCAUAAGGGACAGUCUAUACCGCUUGGCUAAGAGUGCUGAACAAAGACAUAAUAAUUCAAAUGCAAAUGGUUGCAUUGGAGACAAUGAAACAUGCAAAACAAUGAUGGUGCAGGAUGCUAGCAGGUGUACCGGAUUAAUGGACAUGGAAACUGACACAAAUCCUAUUGAUCGGUCUGUAGCACACUUACUGUUCCACAGGCCUUCAGACCCAUCAAUGCUGCUACCUAACGAAACCUUACCUUUCAAAUCCGGUGCCUUGAUACAUGGAUCAGUGAUCAAUCCACCAGUAAAGACUGAGAAACAGGUCUGUCAGGAAGAUUCUUCAACCGGAGUGGAAAAGAAGUUUUUAGGCGGUAACACAUAAUGAAAGUGAAAUCAGCGUUGGCGCAUUUCGUUGUACAAUUUUUACUUUCCAGUCAUCGUCGUGUAUGAUGAUGUAUAAUUAUUUCGGGCUUACUCGGAUCCCUUUGUUAAUUUGUGAUCCAUUUUUGCAUCGGAUGCCACAAUACUGAUGUAAAUUUGUGCUAAUCUGAUAAGGAAAGGUAUCAUAAUCAUGAUAAGGUACAUAUACGAUGAUUCAGAGUAAUGCUGUACUGCAACUAUUUUAACCCGAAAGAUCACAAUUAUCCGCA